UUCCGUGUCUUUUACUAAUCACAAGCUUCAGCUCUCCAUCUUUCGUUUAGUCUACCCUCCUAGCGCCUCGUUGAUUUUCCAUUCGAGAUGACUGUCGGUGCAGGAAUAAGGUUGAUCAACGGGAAGUUGCUGGUUUCGGGCGAAUGUAUACUAACGGGCGUAAAUGAUAACGUCGUGUUAACUCCGGUCUCCACUGAAGGUCCCAUUGAUGGGGCUUUCAUUGGGGUCAAGUCCGACCAAAAGGGCAGUCGCAGAGUAUUCCCUGUGGGAAACCUUCAGGGAUUGCGUUUCUUGUCCCUUUUCCGGUUCAAGAUGUGGUGGAUGACCCAAUGGACUGGAACCUGCGGUAAGGAAAUCCCUGUUGAGACCCAAUUCUUGAUCAUGGAAUCGAAAAAUAGUUCGUGUUUGCAACCGGAAGGCAGAGAAGGAGCAGAAGAAGAGGAGCACUACAUUGUCUUCUUUCCGCUCCUUGAAGGGGACUUCCGAGCUGUUCUUCAGGGGAAUGAGCAGAACGAAAUCGAGAUUUGCCUAGAGAGCGGGGAUCCUGCUGUUGAUAAAUUCGAUGGGAGCCGUUUAGUAUUUAUUGCGUGUGGAUCGAACCCCUUCGAUCUCAUUACCGAUGCCGUGAAGACGAUUGAAAAGCAUUUACAAACAUUUUGCCACCGCGAGAGAAGAACGAUCCCAGACAUGUUGAAUUGGUUUGGCUGGUGCACCUGGGAUGCCUUCUAUACCGAUGUUAGUGCAGAAGGGGUUAAGCAAGGAAUCGAAAGCUUAAUGAAAGGCGGGAUCCCUCCAAAGUUCCUUAUAAUCGAUGACGGGUGGCAAUCAGUCGGGAUGGACCCCACUGGAGUUGAAGUGAAGGCUGAUGAUACCGCCAACAUAGCGGACAGGUUGGUGGACAUCAAGGAAAACCACAAAUUCCAGGAAGAAGGCUCGGUGGAGGAAAGCGUGGAUAACAGUAAGUCAUUUAGGUUCCGCCAUUUGAUCGCUGCUCUCAAGGAAAAGUACGGCAUAAGGUACGUUUAUGCGUGGCACGCAAUAACAGGCUACUGGGGAGGCGUGAACCCGAAUGUCCCUGCAAUGAAAUGCUAUGAACCCAAGCUGGCAGAGGCGAUCCCUUCUCCUGGUGUGGAAUCAAACGGUAUAUGUUAUGUUCUGAAAGGCAUUAUACUCAAUAAAGUUGGCGUUGUGGACCCAGAGAAGGCCUAUGAGUUUUAUAACGAUCUUCAUGAGUAUCUCUCUUCUGCGGGAGUGGAUGGAGUCAAAGUUGAUGCCCAGACGUCUCUCGAAACUCUAGGAGCAUCUCGAGGCGGGCGCAUAAAUCUUGCUCAGAAGUAUCACAAAGCACUCGAAGCAUCUGUCUCAAAGAACUUCAAAGACAAUAAUAUAAUCUCUUGCAUGAGUCACAAUACAGAUACCUUGUACAGUUCAAAGAAAACAGCUGUUAUAAGGGCAUCGGAUGAUUUCUUCCCAAGAGAUCCUGCAUCUCACACCGUUCACAUAGCAUCAGUCGCGUACAACUCCGUCUUUCUUGGAGAAUUUAUGCAGCCUGAUUGGGAUAUGUUCCAUAGUCGGCACCCGAUGGCUGAAUACCAUGGAGCAGCUCGAGCAGUCGGCGGGUGUCCUGUAUAUGUUAGUGAUAAACCCGAGUGCCACGACUUCAAUCUACUGAGGAAGCUUGUACUACCUGAUGGCUCAAUACUGAGGGCCAAACUUCCGGGGAGACCAACUAAGGAUUGCUUGUUCUCUGAUCCCACCAGGGACAGGAAAAGCCUCUUGAAGAUAUGGAAUCUAAACGAGUUCUCGGGAGUCAUUGGGGUAUUUAACUGCCAGGGGGCUAGUUGGUGCCGAACCUCGAAAAAGAACAUAAUCCACGACGAACAUGCUGCUACUGUUACGGGUUCUGUUUCUGCUAAGGAUAUUAAUUACUUCCCAAGAGUUGCAGGCGAUGAAUGGGACGGCGAUGCAGUUGUAUAUUCUCAUCGAGGAGGGGACCUGCGUUACAUUGCGAAGGAUUCAAGACUUCCGGUCACACUGAAACCCCGGGAGUACGAAGUUUUCACGGUUGUACCCGUAAAAGGCUUCCUGAAUGGAAAGGACAGAUUUGCUCCAAUAGGUCUACUUGAGAUGUUCAACUCAGGAGGAGCCAUUGCUGAUACGAAGUACGAGACUGUUGAUGGAUGUGCAAGUGUCUGGUUGAGCGUUCGAGGGCGCGGCAAAUUUGGAGCCUAUUCAUCGACUAGACCUGAGAAAGUCUCAGUGGACUCGAAGGAAGUACUGUUCAGGUAUGAUCAAGGGAACGGUCUCGUAAUUAUCUUUCUCGACAUGCCGGAGCAAGAGUCGUACCAUUGGAGCAUAACUAUCGUUUUCUAGGCUCGGUGACAGUUGCAGGGAAAAUAAGGGUGUCAUCAUAGUCAAUUCAAGAUCUUUAUACGCAAUUUCACCUAAAACUAUCGUUAUGUAAUAAUUUCUUCUGAGUAUAUCAAUUGAAGUACAAUAGAUGCACUCACGUGGGUCGAUGCACGAGAUUCGGCAGCACGUCUCCUCAAGAAAGGUCUCGAGUUUU
Messenger RNA from Punica granatum (pomegranate), 2566 nucleotides. The record is from RefSeq and is a predicted model, not a curated record. Lineage: Eukaryota; Viridiplantae; Streptophyta; Magnoliopsida; Myrtales; Lythraceae.